Ahaetulla prasina is the source of this 3406-nucleotide messenger RNA. It is a transcript of the gene RNF222, whose product is annotated as ring finger protein 222. The transcript has 2 exons. Bases 245 to 994 code for a protein of 249 amino acids. NCBI's taxonomy places the organism in Eukaryota, Metazoa, Chordata, Lepidosauria, Squamata, Colubridae. The record is from RefSeq and is a predicted model, not a curated record.
CUUCAGGUCACUUGCUCUUCUUAAAGGUCUGAUGCAAGACGCAGCAUAGUUCUAAUGUGUGCCACCCAGCAACCACCUCUAGUUAUAUAGGCAAGCUGAUUUCUAGGGUGCUGGGAAGAUCAGACCUAGAACAACUGAGUCCAUGGAAAGGUGCUUGGAGAAGGCUUGGUGCCUGGGAAGAAGAUACUUCUGAGGACAUUCUUCAUGGGACAGCAGCAGAGCCUCAGAAAACAAUUUCCUUUAAAUGGUCUCAUGGAUGAAGCAUAUUGGAGCAUCUUUUGAUCUCGGUUCACAGAAGUGGUCUAAGAGGGCAGGGAUGUCUCAGAACAACACUAGCAAAGAAGCUCCUGCCGCCCCCCCGGGUGAGUGCCCUGUGUGUUAUGAAACAUUUCAGUCUCCAAAAGUGUCCCGCCGGAUGCUGAGCUGCGGCCACACAUUUUGCCAUGACUGUUUGGUCAAGUGUCUGCUGUCACAUGAAGAAGGCCAUCUGCAGAACACCCUUACGUGUCCCAUCUGUCGCUUUGUGACCUUUCUCUGCAAUAAAAAGGACUGCUGGCCUUCCAAGACAGCCCUGAGUCCAUCCUCUUUGGAGUUGCCUCUCUCACCUUCCUCGUUGCCACUCACCUGUGGAGUGCCACCCUGCUCUGCAAAUACUUUGGUGGUUCCUGGCCAUUUCCUCUUGCCGCUGCACCAUUAUGACAGACACCAAGGUUCUCAGAGGUAUCCUACCGUGGACUCCAUUGUACGGCCCAGUGGCCUGGAACGUGAAUCUCAUAUCUUCAUUAUUACUCAGUAUGGAAUGCCGCUAAUUGAAGAGGACUAUAUUACCAUAGCUCAAGAUCACGGAGAAGCUGCUGAAUCAGAGACAUCACAAACAUGUCCUGGAAUGGGCUGCAUCCAGUCACCUAUUAUGAUGGCCGUUUUCCUUAUCUCUGCUGUUGCUCUGUUGGGGGCUGUGCUUCCCUGGCUUCUCCUUGUGAGAAAUAAUGAAUGAACAUGUUGGAUGAAUCCUUCCAUUGCCAAGGUGGGACUAUUCCAUGAUGAAUAUUGCUCAUUGCUACAUCUACAACAGUGAUGGGUUGCUACCGGUUCGCCCCAGGUUGGGUGAACUGGUAGCAGCAGCAGUAGGUGGCUCCGCCCACCUGCCUGGACACUUCUGUGCAUGCGCAGAACCUUCUGCGCAUGCACAAAAGUGCUGCAUUUGUGCACAAGCGCCCACACACCCAUGAGUGAACUGGUAGCAACAGGUUUUGAAACCCGCUCCUGAUCUACAAGUGUGGAAGCCCAAAUGUUUGCAGGGUCCAGAUGGAUGGAAAGUCUUAUGAAGGAACAGGGAAUUGCAGAAAAUGGUAUUUGCGUUAUUCUUCCCUUGCCAGGGUUAAUAAUAUCCUUACUUCAGAGAUGCAAGGAAGACCACCAAGAGAAAUAAGUAUCCUUAUACUAAGAUAACUUCCAUUACUAUUAUAUCCUCUUGUUUAAUUGUAUUGGUCUCCAGCUCCAUGACAUCCAGACAGCAGAUUAAUGGCUGCGCUAGUGAUUAUGGAUAUUGUAAUAUGAUCUAUUUGGAUGGUGCUGAGGUAAGGGAGGAUACAGGAAGGCAAUUAUUCAUGGUCCUAGUUAUAUGGUAGAUGCUUAUCUGCCCUUCCUCUGAGUUGCUUUAUGAAAGUUCCCCAAUUCCCAAUGAGGUCAGAUCAGAGAUAGAAAUAUUUCUCAAUUUUAUCAAAUAACAUUCCUUGCUGUUCCAGAAUCUUUCCUGUCAACAGUCUUUAUAUCUCAUUUGUGUCUGCAGGUCAGCUUGAAUCCUGUGCACAGGGAGAUUGUUUUCACAAACAGUUCUUGCCUACUUAAUUCCAAGUUUCAUUUCAGUGUCCACUGUAAUUAAAGAAACAAUCCUGUUCAAAAGAAGUUUAUGUCAGCCUAGGCAGCAAGGAAUAUUUUGGGCUGAUUCCAUUCAAAUUCCAACUCUCCCAUCACAUAGUUCUGGAAUAUUAACUAUUUAUUUAUUAAUUGAAUUUAUAUACCGUCCUUCUCCCGAAGGACUCAGGGUGGUUUACAGCCAGAUAAAAACACAAUUGCACAAAAAUUAAAACAAGUUUAAAAAUCUGAUUCAAAUUAAGGCCGAAACAAAAAUUUAAAAUUAUAAUAAAACCAUAAUAACCUCUAUGAAAAUUACUUUAAGCCAGCCCUGCGCAGAAAAACAAAAAAGUCUUCAGCUCGCGACGGAAGGUCCGGAGGUCAGGGAGUUGUCGUAUCCCUGGAGGCAGCUCAUUCCAGAGGGCAGGUGCUCCCACAGAGAAGGCCCUCCCCCUGGGGGUCGCCAGUCGACAUUGUUUGACUGACGGCACCCUGAGGAGGCCCUCCCUAUGGGAGCGCACAGGUCAAUGGGAGGCUAUUGGUGGCAGCAGGCAGUCCCGUACGGCGGUCCUGUAAAUAACCCGGUCCUAUGCCAUGGAGCGCUUUAAAGGUGAUAACCAACACCUUGAAUUGCACUCGGAAGACCACCGGAACUCAAAAGGAACUCCUGUGGACCAGCAGGGCCUGAAUUUCUACAUAUAUAAUUGGGCAGAAAUGAUCUUUUGAAAUGUUUCAUUAUGUUAUGGGCAUAGAAAUAGCUACUUGCUUAUUCUGUUCUCAAGGCAAAAGUAUAGUAUCGAGUAAGGCAGAUGUGGCUAGUUGGGAUGCUGUUGAGCCAGGUCUGAGCAAGAUAAUCAUUCUAUACAGUAUUGUAUUUCUAUUGAUCGCUUCUGAUGCUGUGGUAGGCUACCUACUAUUGUACUACAUGUGUAAAGUAUCAGUCACUGUGAUAUUUUAAAGCUAGGUUUAUACUAUUUUUGUAGCUUCUGAGUUUUGUUUUCUACUUUUAAUAAUUGUUGUUACAACUAGGAUUAAUAAAAUAAUUCCAUUUUGGCUGCAGCUUUAGCAUACAGUCUACUGUAGUUUUCAAGAGCAGUUUUACCAAAUUUUCUUUUCUUCACUUCAAAGCCUAAUAUUGCCAAAAUCUUUCCUAACUUGCCUAGGCAGGAAUCCCUUCUUGUGAAUCUCACUGUUGAAUAUACAGUCAAUAAGCGCCCCUUAUGGGCAAUGAAGAGAACAUCACACAUAUAAUUUCCAAAGACAGCUUUUCCCAACCAGGCAAAUUCCAGACUAGCUAGGAAUCCUGGGAGUUGUAGUCUCAGUAUAUCAGGACGUACCAUAUUUGGGAAGUCUGCUGGGGAACUGCAGGGAGCACGUGUCUUGGCAUUAUAAUGGCAGGCGCCACCAGGCAAUCGAAGCCCUCUUUCUUUUUACAUGCAUGUGAUAUUUGUGAUGUAUGUUGAAAUGAAGUCACUGUGGUGACCUACGGAAUUGUUCAGCUGUGAUUAGAAUUGCAAAUAUUCCAUUGUAAAAUAAAGUAAAAACAAAUGGA